Molecule: messenger RNA, 1044 nt
Organism: Purpureocillium lilacinum
Lineage: Eukaryota; Fungi; Ascomycota; Sordariomycetes; Hypocreales; Ophiocordycipitaceae
Product: transcription initiation factor IIB
Biological process (GO): transcription initiation at RNA polymerase II promoter; transcription preinitiation complex assembly
Cellular component (GO): nucleus; transcription preinitiation complex
Molecular function (GO): TBP-class protein binding; RNA polymerase II general transcription initiation factor activity
Source: RefSeq, a predicted model, not a curated record
AUGCUCCCACCGGGUGGAGACGGGAAUGCAGGGGCAUUCCAAGAGGAUCUGAACAAUAUCCUCUGCUGCCCCGACUGUAAAGAGAUUCCGCCGAAUCUCAUCGAAGAGUUUUCGAGCGGUGACAUGGUGUGUCAGAGCUGCGGCGUUGUCGUCGGCACCCGCAUCAUCGACACCCGAUCUGAAUGGCGUACCUUUGCCAACGAUGACCACGGCGGUGAUGACCCGAGCCGAGUCGGUGGACCGCAGGACGAGUUCAUCGAGGGAGAACAGCUGGCCACCACCGUCGCCUUCUCCGAGUCCAAGGCUCACAAGGCGCUGUCGCGGACCCAGAACAAUGCCAAUCAGGACAAGGCACAGAAGGGACUCAUGCAGGCGUACAAGGAGAUCGUCUCGCUCUGCGAGGCCAUUAACAUGGGCCAAAACGUGUCCAACGCGGCCAAGCACAUCUUCAAGCUGGUGGACAAGUACAAGUUCAUGAAGGGCAAGCCGCAGGAGGCCGUCAUCGCCGGCUGCAUCUUCAUCGCGUGCCGCCAGAACAACGUGCCGCGGACUUUCCGAGAAAUCUUCAACUUGACUAGCGUCAGCAAGAAGGAGGUCGGAAGGGUCUUCAAGCAGCUGCAAAAGUUCCUCCAGAAGCUGCAGGACACCGAGGGAGAGGGCGCGACGGGCCUCAACACCGUCACCAACUACGAGAACACGUCGGUUGGUGCCGAGGACCUCUGCGGCCGCUACGUGUCGCAGCUCGGCUUCAAGAACCAGCAGAAGAUCUCCAAGAUCUCGCGCGCCCUGGCCGAAAAGGCCAACGACAUCUCUGCCCUGGCCGGCCGAUCGCCGCUCUCCGUCGCGGCCGCGUGCAUCUACAUGGCCUGCCACCUUGUGGGGGAGCCGCGGUCGUCGACGCCCAUUGCCAAGCAGGCCGGCGUCAGCGACGGCACGGUCAAGACGGCUUACAAGCAUUUGUUCGCCGCGCGCGACCAGCUGAUCGAGAAGGAGUGGCUCGACGAAGGCAUGAGCAUGGACAAUAUCCCACAGGUGCAGGCUUGA